AUGUCUCAGCAACAUCCAGAGAUGCAUACAAGUAAUAAUUCCCCACCGAGCACGCCCCUUGUAGCGGCACCCAACUGCAGAGUUGCGAAAAAGACAAAUCAAUCACGGCCUAACGCCAUAGACUCUAUUGAUGAGCGCGAUCCCCAUGACCUGUCUUUGUCGCCCAAACAUGCGGCUCGCACUUCCAUUGUCGAUAAUAUGCUCCUUUCGCUAGAUCAAUUUGCAUCUUCAAAUGCGUCCUUACUAGAUGACUACCGUCUGUUCAAUUCUGUUUUCGAGACCGACCUAUAUGGCCGCUGUUCGCCAGAUUCUAUGACCCAGCGUCGUUAUCGCGGCCAUACAUUUUCGUCGUCUUUGUCUUCAGAAGUAGACUAUAACGCGGACGAUGCGGCUGGCCGCUAUGUGGCUCAACCGGGAAGGGCUCGUCGGAGUACUAGCAGCUCUAAUUAUAACCCCAACCUGAGAAGAUUUGGUAGUGCUCGCAGCCCGGAAGGUCCCAGUUCGCGCGGUCAACUAUACGAUUAUCGUUUGAACUCGGGAGGUAAUAUUUCUGGAACAAUACAAGGCAGCAAGGGGAGUUCCUCUUCUCACAUGGAUUUUGGCCCACCCCUUCAUGGGAAUCAUCAAGCCGACCCGACAACCGAGCGACGUUCUGCAAGCUUCGACUUUGGUUCAAGACACCCAUUCAUCCCAUUUGCAGCAAAGUCUUCUGAUUAUGACCCGUUGUCGAUUGACGGAGCCGAUGCGGCCCCGACACCCAGUAUUCCAGGCGGACCAAGGAAGUACCAAGCUUCGUCACAAGGCGAAUAUCCCGGAACUUUAAGUCUUCAGUCUUCGCGCACACCGGCGGCCUCUCGAAGGAACAGCGUGAAGUCGGCACGAACGAAGGGUACGGCGGCUACUAGCAGCCGUGAAAAUGAUAUAGCACAUCUUGGUGCACCUAUUUUAGAACCUCCAGCUAUACCGGCAGCCUCGCUUGACCCUCCUGCCCCAAGCCCUACGAUAUCAUUCAACAAACCUAUUUUCCCAAUGUCCUCGGACCCAGCCCCGACCGCCAAGGAACGUCCGGGAUUUUUCCGCCGCGUGUUCGGGUCGUCCAAACAUCCUACACCGGAGAACAACCAAGGCGAUCCUUCAUUCGCCCAAGAAAAUGACCCGAGAGAUUUUAAUGGUUCUCAUACGAAUCUCAAGGACCGGCGACUUCCGCUGAAGAGCAGCACGGCGGGUGCUAAUACGGUCCGCCAAGGAGCUCAUCAAGUGGUGAACAAGAAAUCUUCUUUCUUCCGCCGGCGGAGGAGAUCGGUGACUGAGAUUAUUCCACCUCCUGUAUUAAUCCCCCCAGAAUCUGGUUCCAAACCACAGGAAAUGACGAAGCCACAACCCAGCCCCGUCAGCAGCUUGCGGAAGGUGAUGAAUCCGUAUAUUGCAGACGCUGGCGCUUCAGAGCUGGUACCCCCCAUCGAAUCCCGCAGCCAAAGCACAAACACAGAUAAUCUAGAGAACAAAAGAGUUGACUUACCUACGAGGAAACCAAAGGAAAUUCUUCAUGCUACACCGAAACCCAAAUACAGUCUUUAUCCCCCAACUUUCUCUAGCACUGCACGUGAUACCUCGUUUCGGGGAAGCAACAGUGAAGACGAAGAUAUUCCCAAAUCCAUCCAGAUGGAUUCCACUUCUUCAACCGAUCCACAGGAGCCGGGUUCUAGAGAUUGUAUAGAUUCACGCCAGAGUGCGCCUGAACUGGAGAGUGACCGGGCGAGCGGUAUACGGACCAGGCUGACACCCCAGGACCUUGCCGCUCCGUCACUAUCGCCUGUAGCUGAGCGUUUCUCCCAAAAGAGUGCAUCGCCUAUCGAAAGUCCAGAGGAAGCACGCCUGUUCAAUCCAGAGGAAUCCGAAGAGAUCAAGCGCAAGAGCAGACCCAAGCUAUCCAAUCAUGAAGAUGAGUCUAACCAGACGUUGCCUCUUCCUGUGGUUACGAAUGGCUCUUUGAAAGCGUCAACGUGGAACAUUUCUACUUACUACACGGCUUCUAACACGACUGUGGUUUCACCAGUGGAGUCGAAGUCCAUUGAAUCGCCGGAAAGCAAGGCCGAUUGUCCUGGUGCCGGUAUAGGAGACCAACCGGAAGGGUUGGACAAAGAACAGGCGCAAAGGCUCUACGACAGCCAGGAUCAAGUUGUAGGAAAUGAGCCGGCUGCUGCAUGGCUUGGUGACCCCGAACGCGCCACAAUUCGGAAGGCAUACAUGGAUUUUUUUGAUUGGUCUAAUAUGAAUAUCCUGGCAGCACUCCGAAGUCUAUGUACUCGAUUGAUAUUGAAGGGAGAGACACAGCAGGUUGAUCGGGUUCUGGAUGCUUUUUCUAUGCGAUGGUGCGAGUGCAAUCCCAACCAUGGCUUCAAAGCCUCAGAUGUUGUGCACACUAUAUGUUACUCUCUUCUUCUCUUGAACACCGACCUUCACCUUGCCGAUAUCGAACAGAAGAUGACCAAAAACCAAUUUGUUCGGAACACAAUGCCCACUAUACAUCGAGUAGCCGUCGAUGCAGCCCCGGAUGGGUUCGAGACUGUUCAUUCGAUUUAUAAUAAAUCGAAGUUUUCGACACGGGAAUCUCUGACAUCUCCUAUGGAUGAGUCCGAUCGUACGGCCCCGACUACGGACAAGCCCGCAAAUACGCCAGCAAAGCUCGUGAAUCGACUUUCUCGAACUGAUCUCUCUGUUAAACUGGCGGGUGAUCCCGAUACAGACACGGGCCCAUUGGUGAAUAUGCCAUUUAAUGGGACCAUAAGGGCCUGGGAGCAGCAAGUUGAGACUGUUCUUAGAGAUUUUUAUACUUCGAUUCAGAAGCAGAGACUCCCACUGCAUGGUGCUCAAACAGAGAAGGAGACGCCUCGGGCUUUAUCGAACAACUUAUUGUCUCCCAACCCGGGUGGUUUGCGUAGGAGCCCUAGUACCGUGAGCAGGAGCGGCUCCGACAUAUACCCACGCGGCCGCUCUGCUGAUUCUCGCUACGGAACCGCGCGCUGGUCUUCCAAAAACCGUUCACGGGCGAGAUUAUAUCCGCCUUCCGCCAUGGGUUCCAGCCGGACUAGCCUAGAUGAGCAGUCGUCUUUCUGGAGCCCAUCUGCGUCUAGUACUUGGAGUAAACAGUCUUUAGGAAAGCUGACAUCUGUGUCAGUAGACUCUUUCGGGUCAGACUACAUGCGCGGUGACUAUCAGCAAUCUAUCGGAUUCGCUAAUGCACUAAGUCAAGCGAUAAUCCGAGAGGAUGCUGCUCAUUCCAUCGCGAUUAACGAAGAGAUUGAGGGAACUGCACCGCUUCUGGAAGACGAGACUCUUCAACUCGCUGGUGCCCCUUGGGCCAAAGAAGGGAGCUUAAAGCAUAAACACCACUUAGAUUCAGUCGACAAGAGAGCUAAGGACCGAAAUUGGAGUGAAUGCUUCGCUGUCAUACAACAAGGCUGGAUGCGAUUAUUUUCAUUCAAUUCUUCAACUAAGUCGGUUCGGCAAAAGCCUAAAACUCACCCGCAUGUCGGGGUGGUGGUGGGAGGAGGGAACUGGACAGAGAAUGCCGAGGAGAUAUGGAAGUUCCUCCUACGCCAAACAAUUGCAAGCGCACUUCCACCACCGGGGUACUCCAAGUCUCGCCCUCACGUCUGGGCUUUGAGCCUACCUACUGGUGCAGUACACCUCUUCCAGGCUGGUACUCCGGAGAUUGUCCGCGAGUUCGUUUCUACGGCUAACUACUGGAGUGCGAGAUUAUCCAAAGAGCCUUUGGUUGGUGGAGUCAGCAAUAUGGAAUACGGUUGGAGCGAUGCAGUCAUCAACAGUGCCCUGAUAACGGCGGAGAACAACAGGUCGCCUCCAUCCUCCUCUGGGGCACGGCCUAGCAUUCAAAGUUCCAUCCGCAGCUCUGUUGACCAACAGGGCGGUGUACGCCCUCGACUCCCGGCCGACCGGGUACACAUCAGUGACUGGGUUCCGCCUCAGCAGAGCAUGGUCGCUUCAAAUUUACCUGAAGCCGAUCAGCUGAAGGCUUUGCAGGCGUACGUUAAGAAUGUUGAGGAUGAGUUACAGCGGCAUAAUGAGCUCCGACCGGCCAUGGUCCUGGCCUUUUCCCCUCGACAUCCCAAUGCCACAAAGUCAAUGGCUAAUUGGGAGCGCAAAUCAUCGUACUUGCUCCGAGAAAUCGUCAAGUUCCGUACGUACAUUGAUUCUUUACAAGGAGCGCUUGGCCUGAAGAACAAAAUUUAUGCAUCCCGUGACGGGAGCAAUCCUCUAGAAUAA
Aspergillus alliaceus is the source of this 4287-nucleotide messenger RNA. Its product is annotated as Sec7 domain protein. Gene Ontology annotation, molecular function: guanyl-nucleotide exchange factor activity. The coding region runs from base 1 to 4287 and encodes 1428 amino acids. Gene Ontology annotation, biological process: regulation of ARF protein signal transduction. The record is from RefSeq and is a predicted model, not a curated record. Lineage: Eukaryota; Fungi; Ascomycota; Eurotiomycetes; Eurotiales; Aspergillaceae. The transcript is spliced from 3 exons.